Messenger RNA from Zasmidium cellare ATCC 36951, 969 nucleotides. RefSeq lists its product as uncharacterized. NCBI's taxonomy places the organism in Eukaryota, Fungi, Ascomycota, Dothideomycetes, Mycosphaerellales, Mycosphaerellaceae. The record is from RefSeq and is a predicted model, not a curated record. The coding region runs from base 1 to 969 and encodes 322 amino acids. The transcript has a single exon.
AUGGGCAACACAUACUCUCUCUUCUUCCCUCCUCCGCCUCCGCUCACCGAAGACAAUCUCCCAAGCCAAAGCGGCAAAGUCUUCCUCGUGACAGGCGGCACAAGUGGUGUAGGCUACGAACUAUGCAAACUCCUGUACCACGCCGGAGGCAAAGUGUACCUCUCCGGCCGCACCAAACCCAGCGCCGAAGCCGCCAUCGAAAGAAUCAAAGCCUCCAGCCCCUCCAACCCAUCCACGGGCGAACUCCUCCCCUUCGCCAUAUCUCUCGACAACCUCUCCGCAAUAAAACCCGCCGUCGAGGACUUCCUCGCCCACGAACCCCGCCUUGACGUCCUCUUCAACAACGCCGGCGUCAGCAACCCCCCCAAAGACUCCAAAACCGCCCAAGGCCACGAACUGCAAAUGGGCACAAACUGUCUAGGCCCCUACCUCCUCACCCAACUCCUCCUCCCCCUCCUGCACGCCACCGCCGCAACCUCCCCACCCGCCUCCGUCCGCGUGGUCUGGACAUCGUCCAUAACCGUCGACCUCGGCCCCUCUCCCCCUGCACACAUCUCCGGGAUGACGACGCCCUCCACCAACCAGCAGACGAACUACGCAAUCUCCAAAUACGGCAACUGGUUCCUCGCCCACGGCCUCAGCGAGCAGGACUCCUCGAUCCUCAGCGUCUCCCAGAACCCGGGCAAUCUCAAGACGCAGUUGACGCGACAUAUGCCCAGUAUCGUGCCCUUGCUCGUGGGACCUCUGCUGUAUCAGCCUAAGUAUGGGGCGUAUACGGAGUUGUGGUGUGGGGUUUCGGGGGAGUUGGGAACGGGGGAUGGUGGGGCGUAUGUGCUGCCGUGGGGACGGGUGCAUCCUAAGCCGCCGGGGAGGAUGUUGGAGGCGUUGAGGGGGGAGGGGGAGGGUGGGACGGGGGUGGCGGCGAGUUUCGUAGAGUGGUGUGAGGGGGAGACGAGGGAUUAUAGGUGA